UUCAGCUGUCUUUUAAUGAAAGCAUCAAAAACAAUUUCUUCCAGUCGUUCACACAAACAAGCGAAAUCUUUCAUUCUUAAUACAUUGUAAAAUUGUUUGUUUUUAUACUCUCUUUUAGAGACAAGUCUUAAGAUUAGAUUGUGAUGAAGAAAUCCCCAUCUGAGAAUAAGUUAGUCCAAACUUAAAAAGCAUACAUUAUGAUUUAACCGAAACUUGUUGAGAUUUUUGAUGAGAAUAAGACCAAAAAAACAGAAUUACACUUUGAGAACUCUAUUUCUCAAUUGAAAACUGUCGAAAUAACACAAGGGAAGGGACAAGACAUUAAAGAGACUCCGAUUAUCACUGAUAGAAAAACGAGUAGAAAGGAAUCCGUGAAGUAUUUUAGUUAUUUAAAUGAGUAGACAAUCUUUGAGGAUAAUUACUUAACUUUGA
Messenger RNA from Paramecium octaurelia, 432 nucleotides. NCBI's taxonomy places the organism in Eukaryota, Ciliophora, Oligohymenophorea, Peniculida, Parameciidae. The record is from the annotation of a GenBank genome assembly.